Molecule: messenger RNA, 1355 nt
Organism: Terrapene triunguis (Three-toed box turtle)
Lineage: Eukaryota; Metazoa; Chordata; Testudines; Emydidae
Gene: PRR16
Product: proline rich 16
Exons: 2
Coding region: 304-1221 (305 amino acids)
Biological process (GO): positive regulation of cell size; positive regulation of translation
Source: RefSeq, a predicted model, not a curated record
UGAGCGGCAUGCCCUGUGCGUGCGCGUGUGCCUACGGGAGGGAGGGAGCCAGGCGCAGGCGCAUCGUCCGCCCGUCUGCAGCCCGGGCGCUCUCAGUGCAGAUCCCGGGGAGUUGAUGGCAGCAGCGCGGUGCAGCCACCCGGCGGAGAGCGGAGCGUGGCGGAGCCCUGAGCCCAAAAUGUGCGGGGAGGAAGACAGCGGCUGCAGCAGCUCCGGGAGCCCGAGGGACGGGGCCGGGCACCCGCUGGUUACCCAGCUCUCCUGACCUGCAUACCCCCUCCCCACACAUCGCUCCCCCAAAGAAUGUCAGCCAAGUCCAAGGGGACCCCCGCCUCCUCCUCGCCACCCGAGGGGCCGCCCGCAGCCUCCAAAGCCAAGGUGAAGGAACAGAUCAAGAUCAUCGUGGAGGAUUUGGAAUUAGUCCUGGGGGAUCUGAAAGACGUGGCCAAGGAACUCAAGGAGGUGGUUGAUCAGAUUGACACAUUGACAUCUGACCUGCAGCUGGAGGAUGAGAUGACAGACAGUUCCAAAACUGACACGCUGAACAGCAGCUCAAGCAGCACAACAGCGUCCAGCUUGGAGAAAGCCAAAGUGCGUGCCAAUGCACCUCUCAUCAAGCCCCCAGCACACCCAUCUGCCAUUCUCACCGUACUGAGGAAACCCAAUCCACCACCACCUCCACCACGGUUGACUCCAGUGAAGUGUGAAGACCCUCACAGGCCAGUUCCUUCUGCCAACCCUGUAAAGACUAAUGGGACCCUACUUCGAAAUGGAGGUUUACCAGGAGGACCAAACAAGAUUCCUAAUGGGGAUGUAUUUUGCAUACCUAAUAGUAACUUGGACAAAGUUCCAAUGCAUCCUCUGAUUCAUAGACCAGAUAAAGACAGGUGUCCUCAGACAGGAACACGGGAACGAGUACGAUUUAGUGAGAAAGUGCAGUACCAUGGCUAUUGCCCUGACUGUGACGUUCGGUAUAACAUUAAAAACAGGGAGGUCCACUUACACAGUGAGACGGCCCACCCGCUGGGAAAGCUUCCUCACCAAUGUCCUCCUUUACCACCGCCGCCUCCUCCUCUCCCUCCAUUGCCUCUAGAAAAUGGAGGCUUGGGAAUAAGUCCCAGUAAUAGCUUUCCCCCUCUCAGACCUGCGACUGUGCCUCCACAAACUGCACCAAAACCCCAGAAGACCAUCUUGAGAAAGUCAACCACUACAACAGUGUGAUGUAUGCCACUUGAAAAACUGUUUGUUUUUUUCCUAUAUAUAAACAUAAACAAAUAGGUAAUGAGCACUUUCUACUCAAGCAAUAAAAAGCCCAAAUAUAUUACAUUCUGUGUUCAGCGAAGUGGCAUAAAAAU